Molecule: messenger RNA, 600 nt
Organism: Camellia sinensis
Lineage: Eukaryota; Viridiplantae; Streptophyta; Magnoliopsida; Ericales; Theaceae
Product: disease resistance protein Roq1-like
Biological process (GO): defense response
Molecular function (GO): ADP binding
Source: RefSeq, a predicted model, not a curated record
AUGGGGAUUGAGACUUGUGGUCAGCUCAGGAAGGGAUUGGGGGAUGUGGUGAUUAUUCUCACGAUUGGAUUGUUGUCAACUUUGUCUGUUGAUAUGGUGGUUAUUGGUUGCAGCGUCAUUGAAAAUGUUAGAGAAGUUUCAGAAAAAGGUGGUCUGAAAACUCUACAUGAACAACUCAUUUCCGAAAUCUUAAUGGAGAAAGAUUUGAAAGUAGGAAAUAUUGGUAGUGCCUUAAGUACGAUAAGAAACAGGGUAUGCCAUAAGAAGGUUCAUAUUGUUCUUGAUGAUGUGGAUGAAUCAAUAGAACUUGAAAAAUUGGUAGGAGAGCUUGAUUGGUUUGGUUUUGAAAGUAGAAUCAUUAUAACAACUAGAAAUCAACAUACAUUAAUCAGAUAUGGCAUAACACACAUUUAUAAGGUUGAGGAAUUAGGAGAAGAUGAAGGUAUAGAACUCUUUAAAUCGAAAGCCUUCAGGAAUCACCAACAAAUUGGAGGCUAUGGAGAACUUAUACAUUGUGCAGUAAAGUACACUAAAGGAGUUCCUUUAGCUCUCAAAGUUUUGGGUUCUUUUCUUUAUGGUCAAAACAAAGAUGAAUUAUAA